AGGCGGGGGUACACUGGCCGGGGCUGCUGCUGGGAGCUGAGCCGGCCACGCGCAGGGCGAGGAGGGCGUUCUGGGUGGACGCGCCUGUUUUGGCCUCGGGAAUCGCUAGUGGUGAAAGAACCAAGAUCCAGAAGAGAAGUUAAUAUGCCUGAAGUCAUCUGUCCAGUCAGUCAGUGGCAGAACAGAAUUUGAACUUGGAUCUCUUGGCUCCAAAUCCAACUCUACUAUUUAGCCCUGUGUAACUUUGGAUCCUAAGUCCAAACAUGAGCCCCCUGGAAUUUUUCUUCCAGGCAUCCCAAGUGGCAUAUAAGGGAGAUUGCAACCUUUCUUCCCACUACACCAUGGAACCCUGAAUCUCAAAUAAAUUACGAUUGGCUCUCGGGUCCCCACAAAGCUGCUUGUCAGGAUGGAUGAAGAGCUCCUGCCCAAUUCACAUGUGCUCAUCAGUGGCAAUAAAUCCAUUCUGAAAUCAGAACUCUUAUCUCUGCUAAAAACAUAUAAUUGUUAUCAUGAAGGAAGAAGCUUUCAGCUCAGACAUCGAGAGGAAGAAGGCGAGCUGAUCAUCGAAGGGCUCCUCAACAUAUCCUGGGGACUGAGGCGACCCAUCCGGCUCCAGAUGCAGGAUGAUAAUGAGAGAAUCCACCUCUCAACUGCCCCAUGGAAGAAAGACCUGUCAAGUAUAAACCAAAAAGGGCUUCAGCAAGGUGCUAGGGAGACCAUCGAAGAGUCAAGCCCUCAUGCUGCAGUGACCUCGGAGAGCUCUGGCACUGACUCAAUUGAUUCUAUAAAUGGUGAAGAGGAGACACCACAGCUCAUGAGGACAAAAAGUGAUGCAAGUUGCAUGAUUCAACGAAGAUCAAAAUGUCGCGCACUGGGAGAAGCUCAGAAGAUAAAACGACAUCGAUUCUCAAUCAAUGGGCAUUUUUAUAACCACAAGACCUCAGUGUUUACUCCUGCCUAUGGCUCCGUGACCAAUGUGAGAGUCAACAGCACUAUGACAACCGUCCAAGUGCUGACUCUGCUUCUCAACAAGUUCAGGGUUGAAAAUGGCCCCAGUGAGUUUGCGCUCUAUGUAGUUCAUGAAUCAGGGGAACGAACAAAAUUAAAAGACUGUGAAUAUCCACUCAUCUCAAGAAUCCUGCAUGGGCCAUGUGAGAAAAUCGCCAAAAUAUUUCUGAUGGAAACAGACUUGGGAGAAGAAGUUCCUUAUGAUGUCGCUCAGUACAUUAAGUUUGAAAUGCCGGUCCUGGACAGUUUUGUUGAAAAAUUAAAAGAAGAGGAGGAAAGAGAAAUAAUCAAACUGACUCUGAAGUUCCACACUCUCCGCCUGAUGAUGUUGCAGCGCCUGGAGCAGCUGACAGAGCCAGAAGAGCUGGCCUAGCAUCGAGUUUCCAGAAUGAUCAGAGAUAGUAACAUCAGGAUGUGGAAAAGUCUAUCUUCAGUGUGACCACGGGAACUAAUCAGCUGUGUGCUUUGAUAUUCACCUUCUAAUUGCCACUUAAACCAAUUCCCAAGGACAGUUGGGGGAUGGACACACUAUUUGUCUGUUGGGCACUAAUACCUUGUCUCUUGCUAUUAACCACAUCUCUGGAGUUAAUCCUUCAUCACUGUGGGAACCAGACCAGACCAGACUUUAGGGGAAAGGAAUCUUUCAGAUAAGAUGCCCCUGCCUGGUGUCUUGUCUCAGAGUCUGACCUAACCCUCUGGUGCCUAGUGGUGGGGAUUGGGAGUAGGACAUGCAGAAUGUAUGAGAUGGGCCAGUAGGAGCUAUAUGAAUGAACCUCCAGCUCCCAUCCUUUCUGCCCUGGUGGUGGCAGAUCCCCAGGAGUCGCAGGAGUGUAAGAUCAGCCCAUCUGUUCUUCGCCUCCAGUAAUGUCUCAGAAAAGCCUUUGGCCACUAUUCCUUUUGUCACCAGAAAGGCGUAUUUGUGCACCCUCUUAUUGCCUCUGGACUAUGAAUUCACUGCCCAUAGUAUGAGUGUGCUACCAUGCUGGGAAACACCAGCCUCACUAAUGGACAACUAGAGCCAAUUCUAAAAUACAGCUAUUGUAACAAUGCUUAUUUCAGCAUGGCUUGGCUUUGGGUACUAGGCUGUCAUGGAUUUUUUCAGCCCAAAUUUCAAAGUCAAAAUCCCUUAAAUUCUUCCUCCCUUUCCCGUAAACAAAAGGCGGUCAUGCAACUUUAUUCAGUUUAGUCCCAGCUUUUUACAAAAGGCAAUGAGGUUUGUGGAAUGUUUAUUGUGUAACUUGUGAUGGGAACACUUCUAGCUUGCUUUGGCCAAUUAUUGUCACUCUGUGCUAGCAUGGUUGUAAGUCUGAAGGAGGGACUCAUUUAUGCAAAAUGCCCAGAUAAAUGUGAAACAAUACUAAGUGAAAAAGGUAUCAGAGUGUCCAAAACUAAGUGCUCUGUGUGGCCCGAGUGAAGAAGGUUAUGUCCAGAGACACAUAACUAUGAUUUCUACCUCUGAAACAGUGAGUGUCGUGCUUGUUAAUUCCAUCUGAAUUAUUUAAGCCCUGAAUGCUUGCACUGGGGGAAAAGGACUUCGAGUUCCCAAGAGACAAUACUGAAGAAAUCUUGUAUUUUUCUGCUAAGGAAAAAUUCCAAGAAUGAAGUGGUCUUUGCAAAAAUAUGCAGUUGUAGGGAACAGCCACUUGAAAUGCUUGGUCAAAACAGAAACAAACCUAUAGCCUAGAUUCUACUCCGAAAACUUCAGUGUUGUGACCCGGCUUCCCAGCCAUCUUCUUACCCUUUUCCCUAAUAAGUGAAUAACAAAAAUUUGGAAUAACUGGAUUUCUGAGAACUUCAAAGUUGACAAGCAUUUAUGAAGCACUUAUGAUCACAGUUGUCUUUGCAUCGCUAGGAGCAUGGCCUGAGAUAAACUGAAACUCACUGGUCCUGGCAAUACCCCUAAGGGAUUUAGGAGUGUGUACAUGUGUGUGAGAACCAGAAAAUUCCCUUUUCUAAGGCACUUAAGUACCUAUUCUGAGAAUUAUAAUCUUAAGGGAAUUAGAUGCCUGGGACCCUGAGACAUUCAAUUACUUGGCCUGGCUCCCACAGUUAUUGGUAGAACUUAACUCAGGAGUCUUCUUGACCCUAGGACCAGCUCACCAUCUACUAUGUCACACAUCGCUUUUCUGUGUUUAGCUGUAACACAAAAAUUCUAUUCCUAUGUCUGUGUCCCUAUUCCUGAAAUGGAGCACUUAUACUUUUGUUGGUCUAGUGAAAAUGGAGAAUAUUUAUAUGCAGAUUUUUCAGAAACCUGUUCAGAUCUCACUCUAUGCAAGCUGUGAAUGGGAUCUAGGCAUUAUCCUAGAAGAGUUUUUAUUAACAUAGACUCUAGGGGGCAACUGGGUAGCUCAGUGGAUUGAGAGCCAAGCCUAGAGACAGGAGGUCCCAGGUUCAAAUCUGGCCUCAGACACUUCCCAGCUGUGUGACCCUGGGCAAGUCACUUAACCCCCAUUGCCUAGCCCUUCCUGCUCUUCUGCUUUGGAUCCAAUACAUAGUAUUGAUUCCAAGACGGAAGGUAAGGGUUUAAAAAACAAACAAAACAUAGGCUCAAGAAGCCUCUUGCUCAGUGGAUAUGGAAGAAUAAUGGCUAAGAGAGCAUUUAAAAAAAUUUUUUUGUUCAUGCAUAUUGUGCAUAUGUGUCCCUAUUCCUCAAGCCUUCAGGUUUUACUCCCUCAGUAUGAAUCUUAACAGUAUUUGGCAGCUAAGUUCAUUUCUGCUUCCUAUUAAAGACAAAAUGCAAUUUCUUUUCAUUCCCACGUACAUUUCCAUCAGCUGGACUGAAUCUAUAGGCCUUAUCUGAGAGUUAUUAGAGAGAAGAAUCUGGAAUAAACCAUGGUUUAGAGGGUAAACAAGUGUCCUGUGAAAUCCCAAGUACUGAAAACCCAUUGCAAAGACCAGCCCUCUGGUUUGGAGUCUUCCUCUAAUUUCUCCGACUUUCUCCUCUCUUUUUUGCCUGCUACUGUAUACAAUCCAUUUGCUCACAAUUUGAGACAAACUAGUCAAGAGUAGCCAAAUAGAGGGCUGCUUUCUUCAUUUGCCAGUCUGAGUAUUUGAAUAUAGCUGCACACAUUCGAAUAAAGCUUCAAUAUUUUUCUAAAA
Monodelphis domestica (gray short-tailed opossum) is the source of this 4107-nucleotide messenger RNA. It is a transcript of the gene RASSF4, whose product is annotated as Ras association domain family member 4. Gene Ontology annotation, biological process: signal transduction. The record is from RefSeq and is a predicted model, not a curated record. NCBI's taxonomy places the organism in Eukaryota, Metazoa, Chordata, Mammalia, Didelphimorphia, Didelphidae.